Molecule: messenger RNA, 1907 nt
Organism: Branchiostoma belcheri (Belcher's lancelet)
Lineage: Eukaryota; Metazoa; Chordata; Leptocardii; Amphioxiformes; Branchiostomatidae
Product: aquaporin-10-like
Exons: 6
Coding region: 356-1279 (307 amino acids)
Biological process (GO): glycerol transmembrane transport; water transport
Cellular component (GO): basolateral plasma membrane; plasma membrane
Molecular function (GO): water channel activity; urea transmembrane transporter activity; glycerol channel activity
Source: RefSeq, a predicted model, not a curated record
UGGACUCCAGGCUAAAGAAGAGUAGGGAUGACCCGGUGUGCCUGUCUUGAAACUAAGCAGUAGCGAAGUUAGCCACAGUGAAAAACAAUGACAGUUCAGGGUGACUUCUUACAAACAUCUUCCUCCCCCUCCCCGAACCACAAUAUGGAAUCGCCUGACCCAAUCACAACCUUAUGUUUGAGUUUGAAGGAAAACUCCUUGACAUUAUAUUAAACAUUAACCAAACAACUCCCCCUUUCCGCCCUCUCACCGGACUGCGUGUCAGAACUGUGACAGAGGAAAAUACCAACUGUUUAGUUGGAACAAAACGUCAGCAAAGUCAAAGCGAACUAUCGAAGGUAGAAAGAAGAACAUCAUGGGUAAGCCGACCUGGACCGAGCGAGUUGUGAGCGCUCUUCGGGUGAGGAGGUUCUUGGUUCGGGCGGCAUUGGCUGAACUUCUCGGCACAUUUCUCCUGGUGACGAUCGGAAACGGCUCCGUGGCGCAGGUCGUGUUGAGUCGGGAGGCUAAGGGGACGUUCUUGUCCAUCAACUGGGCGUACGGCAUCGGGGUAGUCAUCGGCGUGUACGCCUCCUGGGGGGUCUCAGGAGCCCAUCUGAACCCUGCGGUCUCCCUGACCAUGGCAGUCCUGGGUAAACUACGCUGGGUGUACCUGCCGUGUUACGUCAUGGCUCAGAUGAUAGGGGCCUUCUUGUCAGCGGUUUGUGUGUACAUUGUGUACUAUGAUGCAUUGGGUAACUUUGACGGUGGUACCCGAGCAGUUGUAGGUGUGAACGGGACGGGAGGCAUCUUCAGUACCUACCCGCAAGACUAUCUGUCUAUCGGCAGUGGAGUGCUGGACCAGGUGGUGGGCACUGCCCUGUUGCUCUGCGGUGUUCUGGCUCUGACGGACUCCAAGAACAACAAGGUGGCGGCCGGGAUGGAGCCUCUCCUGGUCGGCCUGCUGGUGUUCGCCAUCGGCACGUCCUUCGGGUUCAACUGCGGGUACGCCAUCAACCCUGCCCGAGACCUGGGCCCGAGACUCUUCACGGCGAUGGCAGGCUGGGGCCUGGAAGUCUUCAGGGCGGGAAACCACUGGUGGUGGGUGCCGAUAGUCGGCCCGUUAAUCGGCGGGCUGGUCGGAGGGUUGGUCUACACGCUGAUGGUGGCGCUGCAUCACCCGGAGGAUGAAGACGACAAGCCAGUACACGAGUCACCGGAGCUGCAGGACGUCAAGGUUCCAGGUGGUGGCGUUGCUAACGCUGCCAUGGAGGACUUGCCCAGUAACACUGCGGUGUAGUGGUAGCACAACGCGUAUAUGCAAGGCUUGCCUUAUAUAUGACAUAAGAAGUUGAGGCCAGUAGGAUCGAAAAAUAAAACUUCCCCAGGUAGACUCCAAGCAGAAUAAACCUCAACCAUACAUCUACUUGGAGAUGUAGAUGUAUGACUUAGAUGCGAAAUGUUGGUCUUUACAUGUGCGAUAGAGACAUCCAAACAUAUUUAAUACUACUACUUGAUAAGUAGUAUAUAAGUUAUGUGUAUUGUGUAGAUAUGGUAGGUAGAUGGUAGGUUGUGUAUUUGACUAGAGGCUGACUAAGCCAUCGAUACUAAAUACAUUUCACUUAGUGUAAUACAUGUAAUAUAUAGCAAACACAUUGAAGAAAGCCAAAAGGAGACUGAUGUAAGACAAGUCCCCCCCCCACCGAUGAUUUAUGAUGCUUGCACUGUCACAAAUGUAUAACAACAACGCUUCCCUGCUCAUGUGUGUUUUUUUUUUCACUUUUGGAGCUGGCAAAGUGGACCAAUUGUGUGUUAUGAUAUUACUUCUUUGGACGUCAUAGACGUUAUGUCUGUAACCCUAACACGUUGUUAGAUCUCAAUAGGGUCGCCCAACUUGAGACUGUAUUAAAGAAUUUGAAUUUACAAGA